AGCAAAAUAAGGAUUUGUUUAUGUUCUCUCUCUCUCACAGACUCACUUGGAAGAAUAAAGAGAGAAGGAAUCCAUCCAUCAAUUGAUGGAGGAGAAAACUACAGACGUCCUUUUCGCUCUCAGAAGCAAACCCACCACCAACAACUAAUUCUCCCCAACAUUAACACCAGAGAGUUAGCGAGGGACACCCAGAGAGAGAGAGAGAGAGAGAGAGAGAUUGAUUCUUUUGAAGCUUUCUCUUAAAACAAGAAAUAGGAAAUCCAUCCGGAAAUGGCGACAUUGCAGAAAUUCAAGCUUCUGGCAACACAGUGCGCCAUCGCCGGAAGCCCAACAAGGAGCCCAACCACUAGCCCAAUCAUCCAUCUCCGCCGCCGUAAAACCCUGCGAAUGCUGCUCAGUCGCACCAGUGGUAGUGGACGCCGAUUGUUUCGUCGAGAGGAAUUGCCGGAUCGUCAAGAAGUCGUCCCCGAUUCGCAUCCGCCGGAGAGCCGCACCCUUAAGGAUUUGUUCAUUUCUUCCCCUCCGCCACAAGAACUACAACGACAAGACAAUCUCAACAAAGCCACGGAGAAGAUCGGAGGCGGUGACAUGGAAGCGUUUCCCUCGUCGAUCAUCAAUCGUGGGGAUACCUCCAUGGCUCGGCGCUUCAGUAUCGGCUCGUAUCGGUACCGGCUAUCGAGGAGAGUUUGGCGACCCAUACUGAUUGCUAUUCCCGAGUCUAAAGAAACAGCCUAACAGCCCAGUCAGUCACUCUCAGUCGCAGAGCCUCAAAAAGGGAAGAGAAAUUGUUAACAGCAACAGCCAGGGUCACUUUAAGUCUCAGAGCCUCCAAUGGAAGAGAAAUUGUAAUUGUAGGGGUAAUAUAUAUAUAUAUAUAUAUAUAUAUAUGAGCUAACUUUUCUUCUUCUCUCGUCUUUCUGAUCUGCUCUGUUCUGUGCUUUCAUGCUUUGUGCUCUGUGGGGUGUAAUUUGGUGGGAUUGAGAAACGGAGAAGAGGGUUCAGAAGCGAAAACGCCCAGAAAUGGAAUAUCUGGCUUGGAAUUUCUAUCUCAAUUUCCAAUUAUAACAUCGGAAUUUUCUUAGUU
Molecule: messenger RNA, 1084 nt
Organism: Macadamia integrifolia
Lineage: Eukaryota; Viridiplantae; Streptophyta; Magnoliopsida; Proteales; Proteaceae
Exons: 1
Coding region: 271-735 (154 amino acids)
Source: RefSeq, a predicted model, not a curated record